AUGGCCGAUCCGUACAACCCGUACACUUCUUACUCCACGCCCACCCCGGGCGGGGUCGGCUACUACCCGCCGGAGGAGCAAGCUCGCCAGCAGCCAUAUCCAAACCAGUAUCAGCAGCAGCCAUACGGCACCGCAGAGCCACAUCCAGAUCCUAACUAUGCGUACCCCCCGCCGGGCCCGUAUCACCUGGCCCCAGAAACCUACCAAGGCGCGCCCGACAACAGAAGUUACACACCGAUAGGACAGCCAGACCACCUCGGCCCCGUGUCUGGUACAGGAAUCCCUCCACACUCGAGCGGGAAAGUUCCUGAGAAUCUGGGAUACUAUGGUGAUCCAGCUGAACAGCCACGGUACACUCCUUCCGCCAAUCCGCACGCGCCCUCGGUCUAUGUGUCUGACUCUGCAACCCCGCGGGAAAAUAGCGGCAACAUUUAUGCGGAUGAACGGGAUGACGAGCCUGGAAGUGAGCGUGGGGUUGGAAGCUCUCUUGCUGGGGGUGCGGCGGGUUAUUAUCUCGGACAUAAGAAGGAUCAUGGCCUUCUAGGCGCUCUUGGCGGUGCGAUUAUUGGGAAUAUCCUGGAGAACAAGGUCAAAGAUCAUGGUCAUGGUGAGCAUCAUCACCGCCAUCAUCAUGGGCAUCAUCAUGAUGGGCAUCACAGCCAUCACGGGCACCAUAGUCGGAGUCAUUCGCGUGGUCACGAGGAUGACUAUUGA
Penicillium cinerascens is the source of this 714-nucleotide messenger RNA. RefSeq lists its product as uncharacterized. Bases 1 to 714 code for a protein of 237 amino acids. Lineage: Eukaryota; Fungi; Ascomycota; Eurotiomycetes; Eurotiales; Aspergillaceae. Gene Ontology annotation, cellular component: outer membrane. The record is from RefSeq and is a predicted model, not a curated record. The transcript has 2 exons.